AUGGCUCGGGAGAAUGAAGAAAGCAGACUCUCCUGGAAAAAGCAAGCGGACGACAUUAAGAAGAUCUUCGAAUUCAAAGAGAUCCUGGGCACUGGCGCCUUUUCUGAAGUCGUCAUGGCGAAAGAAAAAAACACUGGGAAAAUGUUUGCAAUUAAAUGCAUCCCAAAGAAGGCAUUAAAAGGCAAGGAAAGCAGUAUUGAAAAUGAAAUUGCAGUCCUCAGAAGAAUAAAGCACGAAAACAUCGUGGCCCUGGAGGACAUCUAUGAGAGUCCAAACCAUUUGUAUCUUGUGAUGCAGCUGGUGUCGGGAGGGGAGUUGUUUGACAGGAUUGUGGAGAAAGGGUUUUAUACAGAAAAGGAUGCCAGCACUCUGAUACGGCAGGUACUGGACGCUGUGCAGUAUCUACAUAAAAUGUGCAUUGUUCACCGAGACUUGAAGCCAGAAAACCUCUUGUACUUCAGCCCUGAUGAAGAAUCCAAAAUUAUGAUCAGCGAUUUUGGCUUGUCCAAAAUGGAAGGCACGGGAGAUGUUAUGUCUACAGCAUGUGGUACCCCAGGCUAUGUGGCUCCAGAGGUUCUGGCCCAAAAACCCUACAGCAAAGCCGUUGACUGUUGGUCCAUUGGAGUCAUUUCUUAUAUUCUAUUAUGUGGAUACCCUCCAUUCUAUGAUGAAAAUGACUCCAGACUGUUCGAACAGAUAUUAAAGGCAGAAUAUGAAUUUGACUGUCCAUACUGGGAUGACAUCUCUGAAUCUGCUAAAGAUUUUAUAAAACGCUUGAUGGAGAAGGACCCAAACAAACGUUAUACAUGUGAGCAAGCAUUAAGACACCCGUGGAUUGCUGGAGACACAGCAUUGAACAAGAACAUUCACGAAUCUGUCAGCGCACAGAUCAGGAAGAACUUUGCAAAAAGCAAAUGGAGGCAAGCGUUUAAUGCCACAGCUGUUAUACGACACAUGAGGAGGUUGCACCUGGGCAGCAGUUUGGAUGGAUCAAAUCUGAAUGCACAAACCAACCGCAAACUCAGCAAUCCACUACCAGAUGUCCCAUCUCGUAAAGAUUGUGUGUCUCCUUCUACCGCCUGUAGUAUAGCGUCUUCUCCCUCUGGGAUAUCACUGGUAGGAUCAGAGGGGAGAGCAAGAUCCACCACAGUCACCACAGUGCACACCGGGAGCAAAUGACAAGCCCCUUUAACAGAAGGAGGAGUGGGAAACAACAUCACUGUGAUGCAUCCCAAAUUCAAGUGAUUUCACCCUGCCAUGUGCACUGAAGCCUAGAGGGAUCCCAGGAAAGAUUUUUAAAGGCCAUAUUUUAUACUGUAACUCUUAUACAAUACAUGUAUCAUAAACUGCAUUGAAUCAUGUGCUGAUGGAUUUAACAGUAUCUGGUGCUGUGCAUAUGAGUCUCGCAAUGCUUUCUUUCACCUUGUAUAAACUCAGCAGUUGAAAUCAUUUAGCCAGUAAUUGUGCAAAAUGUUUCUCCAAAAUAGUGGCAUUUCUCCAGGAUGUUUAUUUUCCAAGGAAUGAGACAUUAACUGGACUGCACAAUCCAUUGCUUAUUUAUUGUGCUCUUGUUGAUUGCUUUAUCUUACAUGGUACUUCUUCCUUUUUCAAAAAGUGCAGAGCCCCUUAUACUGCAACAUUGUGAUAGACAGCAUUAAGUUGAGAGAACCGGUAACAAAAAUGCUGUGAUAUUAACCUAUUGGGGUUUAAAAUGUUAUAUACUAAAAACAUUUUUGUCCUAAAACGGACAAGGACUUUUAACUAUUCAGGGCUACAAUAUAACGUCACCCUUGCUAAUUUCGGCUUUAGUGAAUGUCACUAGCUGUAUAUAUAAAAAGUCAGUUUUAAUUGAGUUUGUAGAUUAUCUGCUAAUAUUGCAUUGUUAAAUUACAUCUUUUUAAUCACAUUUUUCUGCUUUUGGUUGACGUUUUUGUAGCAACAUUCAGUACUACUCAGUCUGUCCAGGAUAGACGAAUCCUAACGUAAUUAGAUAGAUAGAUAUAUUGAAACGUAAGGUACUACAAGGCUUAGUUGUGCCUUUCUCAAAGACUUCUUGUAGGUAGAAAGGUCAUAGAAACUCGCUAAACAAUUUUUACACCUCAUUAAAAAAUAAAUAUACAUACGUUUAAAGCACCCCUAAGGAAAGCAUAGACCUGUUAAAUCUAAAUCUGUUUAAAUUACUUCAGUAUUUUAAUAACACUUUUCAAUUCCAGGACAUUCCCUGAACCAUGCGGCAGGAUUCUUUGGCAUGGAGUUUUAUUUUUAUACUUCUGGUGGGUCUGGAACGUUUUAAAAGCUGUUUUAGCUUUAUUUUGGCUGACACUGAACAUGGUUAUUAGAUGACAUCAGAGGCGUAAAACGACAUAUUUCUGCAAGCAGUUUAUCUUAAGGGUACAUGGAGAAGCAGUUAAUAAUUUUGAUUUUAAAAAGCAUGUACUCAACAAUAUAGACUCAAAAUUUCCCUGGUGAACAUAAAGAGUACACACAUUUAUAUGACAUUCCUCUGUCUGCAAUUUUAUUAGAGCCAUUAACCUAUAAAUCAUCCACUAAUAUUGCCAAAGGGCUAACUAUUUAAUGUUAGAACAUCAAUAUUUAUCAGGCUUUUCAGAAUGUCCUUACAGUGGUUAGAACGUUGCUGUUGCACCGGUCAUAGAUUUCCCCCAGGAAGGUUCAUAGUAAAUUUACCCCAGGUAGAUCCUGGUAAAGCUGGUGUGAACUGAACAGACUUUAACCUCUUUUGGUGUCUGUUUAAUUUUGCCAGGGGCACACUAAGGUGUGACAUCUAUUUCUUUGUGUUUAGGAUCAUGUGUCAGUGCAGGAAUGAGCACUGGAUGUCACCAAGGCAGUUGAGAGAGCUGAGGGGUUUUUUGGCUUUUGGACAGUGGCAAAGCUGAAGCUUUGUUGCUGCUUUGCCUUGUCCUUACCCCAGGUCGCGCAGGCAGACAGGAGGGCAAAUUCAGCUGGUGACUCAGUAUUACUUCCAGCCCACUUCCAAAUCCCAACAAUAAUGGCCCAAUGUCACUGCUUAGAGAGAACGCAAGAUUGCAAGAUCCAGGCUAGGAAGGCCAUCUCAUUUCAUCCAUCAAGCUGCAUGAGUACAUAGUACCAACUAAUGUUGUGAAUAAAUGAUUCCAGAACUUUUGCUUCCUUUAUCCAGAAGGGUAUGGGAAUAUUGCAUAGGGUUAUGUCACAGGGCUUGUUCUCCAAGUUCAAAUCCCACCAUGGUAGCUGGGGAAUUUAAAUUGAGUUAGUUAAAUAAAUCUGGAAUUUAAAAAACUGAUGUCAGUGAUGGUAGCCAUGUAACUCCUGUAUUGUUGUAAAAACACAACUGGUUAGCUAAUGUCUUUUAGGGAGGGAAUUGGCUGGCUGCCCUUACCCUGCCUGGUCCCGAUGUGACUCCAGAUGCACAACAUUAUGGUUAACUCUUAUUUGCCCUGUGAAAUGGCCUAACAAGCCACUCAGUUGUAUUCAAGAAGGUGGUUCACCACCACUUUCCUGUGGACAAUUAGGGAUGGGUAAUAAAUGCUGGCCUUUCCAGCGAUGCUAAUAUCCUGUGAGUGAAUAAUGAGAAAAAGACAGUCCAUACCAUCUAUUUAUCACUUUUUAUGUGAUGAACCUCCAAUACCAAACCUAAGUUUGCCUCUUAUUGGUUGAACUUGUGUUCCCUUGUCCCCCUCUCACUGUUGAGCUUAAGGUAAUGUUCUGUUUAUUGCCUUGUUUUCAGCUCCCAGUUGCUUCUCUUUAAAAGAUGUAAAGCCAAGUUUCUGAUCCUUAUGACCUAAUGUUCUGACACUGGGGAUUAACCUCAUAGCUCUUCCCUGAGAUUGAAUGCCUCAAUUCUUGAUGACCGGACCCAGCACUCAAGUGUGUUUGACCAGAUCUCUACACAGUUUGAAUGUUACUUCCUCUGAUGUCUCAUUCUGUUUUGGCCAGUUCUGCCUUCUAUUCACUUUGUUAAUUGCUUUUCCCCAGUGUUUUGGUAUUUUGAACAUUGAACAAAACCCUUCGACAUCUUUCAACCCCAUACUUAUUUUCAUAUCAUUCGAGCAGUACUUAACAUCAGCCCAUUUUUUUCUCUUCCUGUGUGCAGUAUGCACACUUGUCUGCAUUACAAACAGCCAUUAUUCUGCCAAACUACAUAUUUUGUCUAACUCAGUUUAUAAUUCCCAAGUUGCUUCUUCGGAAACAGCUGACCUGUCUAUAGUUUGCUAUCCUCUGUAACUCUCUGAAUUCAACCGGUUUGCAUCAAGCAAUUAAGAGCAGGGAAGGUCCAACACUGAUCUCGGGACAUCCAACUUGCUACUUGCUCCUUCUUGACCUAUUCUCUCUUGACAACUACCCACUGCUAUCUACUUUUCAGCUAAUUUCCUCUCCGUCCUCAGGUUUUAUUGAGUCUCUGUUCCUUUAAUCUUAAAUCGUAACAUUUAUGCAGAACUCUGAUCAAUGGCAUUUUUGAAGCCAUUCUACAACCUACUUGAAAAGAGGCCCCAAAAGAGUCAAGGCGGUUAGUCAUACAAGAUUGAGCCCCGAAUCCUGAUUGGCUGCUGUUUCCUCGAAUGGGGUUAGGAACGGGAUCUUUCCAGCAUAAUGGACUUACCAGUAUUAACAGAGGGGACAUUAGAUGGAUGCAUGUCGGAAACUUAUGUCUGUAAUAAAUUCAUGGCCAUGAAAGGCCUUCUUUUUAAGCAAAUUGUUGACUUAUCAUUUGCUGGAAAGGUUCAAAUACCAGAUGGUACAAUUUAAUAAAAUAGGAAGUUAGCAGUAGAAAGGGAAAUCGGGGGGGGGGGACUGUUUUUACAUCAGGGUAAUGUUCUUGCAAAAUAAGUUACUAGAGAAGAUCAUUGAAGCAGACAAUAUAAAUUGAUUCAAGAGACUACUUGACAUGUUGCUGGAGGGAGAAUGAAUUGAUGGAUGUGGUGAGAAGCUAAGUAGGUGGGAUUGAGAAAUAUCUAGACAUAUUGAGGUUCUUACCCUUCAUAAAAAAUUUUAUGUUCUAACAUAUUAGCGCAGUAACCAUUUACUGUGAUGUGACUGCCUUGUUGUUAAAUUCGCUUUCAAUUCCCCUUAAAAUAACCUUUCCUGAUGAUUUCUGACAGUAAAUCAUCACCCACCGAAGUUUUCAUUUAAUUCUUAGUUGUGUUGCGGAUAGCCUCAGUACGGUGGAGUUGCCAGUAAACAGUCCUAUCAAAAUCUCCUAGGAAGCAACUUCCGGCUUUUUCCAUAGAAAAGAGAAUUCGAACACAGAUAUGACACAUGGCUCCCCAUUACAUUUCAACCACCUAUAGUAUUUGAUAUGGCUGGAAUCAGGCAGUGCACACUGUCAGUGUAUUACCCAAUUGCUAUCUAAUUUGAGAACUGAUUCAGAUUUAACUGUGAAUUGAAGCCUGUGUGUAAAUGCAUGAUGCACUGCAUUGCAUGAAUGGAUGGGGUAUCAGCAACCUACCCCUUCCUUAACCUAAUGACUUUUUUCUAAACCCGUUACAAGACCAAAGUGUUGAGAAGGUGGUUUGAUGAGUUCUAUACAACAGUUAACAUUGUAAACUACAGAAAUGAUAUUUCUCAUGCAAUUGACUUGCUGCCUGUGAAUUGUUUACAUGAAGCAUCCCGAGUUUUUUUUUCAAGAAGACCACUAGCUGGUAGUAGAGUGGGCAGAACCCAUCACCAAAUAAUCUGGCAGGAUUUUCAAAACUUUCAGGUUGGUAAAACAAUGGGGGCAGCACAUUGGUACGGGAGCAUGCUGAAAGAUAGUGGGAGGAUAAAUGACAGUGUGAAGAAUAUCCAACCUCAGACUGUCAGAGGGAAUGCAGCAAGUGGAAGCCAUGUUUUCCCAAUAAGAAGACUUGUUGGUCAUGCCUUAGUGCUCACGUAUAGAGCUGCUUCAUUACUGGCCUGGCAACAAAUUUGCUGGCCUGUGCCAUCCUGGUUGGGCGAUAGCAGUCCAUGGCAUGAGAAGCUCAAAUGAACACACAAGGUGGGGGGGCAAAAGCAACUAAAACAACUUACAUUAGAAAUUUCCCAGUAAAAUCUUGUUAAAUUGUGUAAGAAUUUGUAGGAUGUACAAUUCUAUGCAUUUGAAAAAGAUAAGAAUGAGCAAUGAAACAAUCUGCUGCAGGUUAAAGGAGGUUUCCUUAUCAAUUUAAUGGCUCGUUCUUACGAAUAGCCAAACCAUCACCAUGCAAAAAUUUAACUAAGGGAAAUUCUAAUUGCAAGCAUUCACCUUUAGUAACUGUAUGACUUUCAAGUUUGUGGGCAUGUUUUAAAAGCUUCAAAGUAUACUCUUAAGCCCGGAAAUGUCUAUGUGGCGAAUAUUACUGCAAAUUUCUCAGUCAGUACAUUUUUUUCCACAAUAUUUUGUCCAGUAUGUACUUGUAAUGUGCAUGUAAUGAAUGGAUUGCAAAAGUUUACACCCUCACUAAUACUUCUGGCAAUGGUAUAACAGAUUGAUUAAUGGGCCUAUAUAGCAACUGACUUGUCCAGGUUCUUUGCCUUUGACAAUCAUGUAUACAUAAGUUAAAUUUCUAAUGUAUUGGGAAUAAUGGAAAUAAAUUGUUUCCCUCAAAUAAAUUCAAUUUUGAUCGUCAUAGA
Molecule: messenger RNA, 6585 nt
Organism: Carcharodon carcharias (great white shark)
Lineage: Eukaryota; Metazoa; Chordata; Chondrichthyes; Lamniformes; Lamnidae
Gene: camk1da
Product: calcium/calmodulin-dependent protein kinase 1Da
Exons: 11
Coding region: 1-1179 (392 amino acids)
Biological process (GO): peptidyl-serine phosphorylation
Cellular component (GO): intracellular anatomical structure
Molecular function (GO): calcium/calmodulin-dependent protein kinase activity; ATP binding; calmodulin binding
Source: RefSeq, a predicted model, not a curated record